Dreissena polymorpha is the source of this 1271-nucleotide messenger RNA. RefSeq names its product prostatic spermine-binding protein-like. The transcript has a single exon. Lineage: Eukaryota; Metazoa; Mollusca; Bivalvia; Myida; Dreissenidae. The record is from RefSeq and is a predicted model, not a curated record. Bases 217 to 711 code for a protein of 164 amino acids.
UCACAUAGUGACGGCGUUAUAAAGUUUUCAUAAAUAAAGAAGAGGAGCGCAAAUUUUCGAUGAUGACGGUGACAACAGAGAUGACCAUCAUGAUGGUGAUGAUAGAGAUGACGUUGACAGCUUUGAUAGUUCAUUUGUUAUAUUACGAUGAUUUACAUGACGCUUUUGUUGAAUAUUACAUACAUUAUUAUGAUAAAGAAGAUGAUAUAGAUUACUAUGGUGAUGAAGAUGAUAGAGAUUACGAUGGUGAUGAAGAUGAUAGAGAUGAGGAUGAUGAUGCAGAUAAAAGAGAUGAGGAUGGUGAUGAAGAUGCGAGAAAUGAGGAUGAAGGAUGAUAUAGAUGACGAUGGUGAUAUUGUUGAUAGAGAUGAGGAUUGUGAUGAAGAUGAUAGAGAUGAGGCUGAAAAUGAAGAUAAUAGGGAUGAGGAUGAUGAUAAUAGAGAUGACGAUAAUGAUGAAGACGAUAGAGGAGACGAUGGUGAUGAAGACGAGAGAGAAGGCGAUGGUGAUGAAGAUGAUAGAGAUGACGAGGAUGAUGAAGAUGAUAGAGAUGGCGAUAGUGAUGAAGAUGAUAGAGAUGACGAUAAUGGUGAAGAUGAUAGAGAUGACGAUGGUGAUGAAGACGAGAGAGAAGGCGAUUGUGAUGUAGAUGGUAGAGAUGACGAUGGUGGUGAAGAUAUUAGAGAUGACGAUAAUGUUGACGAUGAUUGAGAUUGCGAUAAUGAUGAUUAAGAUGAUAACGAUGAUGAUAAUGAUGAAUAUGACAGAGAAUUCGAUGGUGAUAAUAAUGAUAAAAGUAACGAGUGUGAUGACGAUAAUAGAGAUAACGAUGGUGAAAAAUAUGAUGGAUAUUACGAUGUUGAUUAAGAUGAUAGAGAUGAGGAUGACGAUGAUAUAGAUGUAGAUGAUUUUGAAGAUAAUUGAGGUGAGAAUGAUGUAGUAGAAAAUAGUGAUGACAAUUGUGAUGAAGAUGAUAGAAUUACAAUGUUGAUCACAAUGAUAGAGAUGGUGAUGAAGAUGAUAGAGAUGAGGAUGGUGUUAACGAGGACUGAACUUGAGAUGAAAAUAAUAAUUUUAACGAAUUCUAUGACACGAUUGAAAAUGAUGACAUUGACGACAAAAUAACUAGUGAUAGCUAUCUUUAAUUUUGCAUAGGACACCAUUAACAUAUUUACAUAUUUUUUAUAUUUACAUAUUUUUUUAUUUUUGUUAUUUCACUUUCUUCCUUGUGUAUUUGUUUUCUGAAAUGACAUUAAAGAAACAUAUAUGUA